Molecule: messenger RNA, 4329 nt
Organism: Carassius carassius (crucian carp)
Lineage: Eukaryota; Metazoa; Chordata; Actinopteri; Cypriniformes; Cyprinidae
Product: parathyroid hormone 2 receptor-like
Exons: 13
Coding region: 412-2214 (600 amino acids)
Biological process (GO): cell surface receptor signaling pathway; adenylate cyclase-modulating G protein-coupled receptor signaling pathway
Cellular component (GO): plasma membrane
Molecular function (GO): parathyroid hormone receptor activity; G protein-coupled peptide receptor activity; peptide hormone binding
Source: RefSeq, a predicted model, not a curated record
UUACGGUUACGGUUAACAUUUCUAUUCAUAUCUUUUAAGUAACUUUUGAUGUUUUUGACGAGUUCCAGAUAAACAAAUGUAAGAGGGGAUAAAAAGAAUACAACUAUGGGCAGUUGUGAUUAUGUAAAGUUUAGCCUAUUAAUUUGAAUUUUGCGUAGUCAUUUCAAGAGGGGGUUCCACCCCACCAGUGGAUUGGGCAGAGCACCAUCUCUCUUGUUUGUCUGAAGGAGUAUUUCUGCAGUAGGUGCUGGUGUUCAAUUCACUACGCUUUCAGCAGAUGGUGAGGGUAAAUAUGGAGCUGGAUAAAAUCACCGGAGAGACAGGAAAGGCGCACAUUGAGCUUCCCGCGCUGACGAAACACAUCAUCUGAGCAAAUACAGUCAGUUUUCGUGUAUAAGUAAUUUAAAUGCUAUGAAACCGUUCGAAAUGUGGAUAAUACUACUGUGGAUAUUUGUCCAACUUUUGCUUGGCACUUCAGUCGAAGCACAGCAUGUGGACCCUGAAGUGGGCUUAACAGCUCAGGAACAAGUUCUCCUGCUGUAUGACAUCAAACUGCAGUGCCUUCAGAACAUCUCCGAACACAAUCCUGCUGAUGAGGUCUGUUCUCCCGGAUGGGACGGGUUGGUCUGCUGGCCUCAAGGUUCUCCAGGAACUGUCAGCAAAGUGGCGUGUCCCAGCUACGUGUACGACUUCAACCACAACGGAUUUGCAUACCGUCAUUGCAACUUGAAUGGAUCGUGGGUAUCGGUGGAGAACAGAACUUGGGUCAAUUAUUCAGACUGUCUGCGGUUCUUGGCUCCAGGCAUUGAAAAGGGCAAAAGGGACUUUUUCGAGCGGCUGCACAUCAUGUACACAGUCGGCUAUGCGGUGUCCUUCAGCUCGCUGCUGGUGGCAAUUUUCAUCAUUGGAUACUUUCGGCGUCUCCACUGCACCAGAAACUACAUCCACAUGCACCUCUUUGUGUCUUUCAUGCUGCGCGCGGUCAGCAUCUUCGUGAAAGACAGAGUGGUGUACGCUAAUGGUGUGCUACAGGAGUACGACACCAUGCUAAUGGACAACAUCAGCACCGUCUCCAUUUCCCCGCUUGACAAGACUCAGUAUUUUGGCUGCAAGAUCACAGUCCUGUUCUUCAUUUAUUUCCUGGCAACCAAUUACUACUGGAUCCUAGUGGAGGGCCUGUACCUUCACAGUCUCAUUUUCAUGGCGUUCUUCUCAGACUCCAAAUAUCUUUGGGGUUUCACUCUCAUAGGAUGGGGUGUUCCUGCUCUCUUCGUAUCAACCUGGGCUGUCGUCAGGGCAACGCUGGCGGAUGUAAGGUGCUGGGAGUUGAGCGCUGGCAAUAUUAGAUGGAUUUACCAAGUUCCUAUACUGACAGCAAUUGGGCUGAAUUUUAUUCUGUUUGUAAAUAUUGUACGAGUUCUGGCCACAAAGAUCCGAGAAACGAAUGCGGGACGAUACGACACACGUAAACAGUACAGGAAGCUGGCUAAGUCCACUUUGGUUCUGGUUCUGGUUUUUGGCGUGCACUACAUCAUGUUUGUGGGAAUGCCGCACACGUUCACAGGUCUGGCCUGGGAGCUGCGCAUGUACUGUGAACUGUUCUUCAACUCAUUCCAGGGAUUUUUUGUAUCCAUUAUUUACUGCUUCUGCAAUGGAGAGGUCCAGACAGAAAUCAGGAAGACCUGGCUCCGCUGGACGCUUGCAUUAGACUGGAAAGGUCCCUUCGUUUUGGCUAACUACCGCUAUGGGACGGUCCUGAACAGCAGCGGUGCCAGCGUUCAAUCCCAGCUGACCUCAGUGACCCGCAGUUCUGCUCUCCUCACCAGCAGGGUGUACCGCUGCGCCGCUCGGCCCAGCGUCGGCUCGCUUGUGCAUGGCUUGCAAAUACACACCACCUUGCCUGGAUACGUCUUCAACAACUCAGACAUCGAAAGCCUCCCACCUUCCAUUCCAGAAGAAAUCGAAGAGGAGGCCAAACACAUCGACGACAUCACGCUCAAAGGGGUCAACCACAUCGCCGUACGACAGGAAGUCCUCAGCAUCUGUUUCGAAGAAAGCGGACAGAGCUCAUCCCACACAGAUUCUGAUGACGUCAGAUGUCGUCCUGAUGACAUCACUACGGAAAUCUCCAAAUGCACUAAUAAAAUGUCACAGAAGUAUUCUUUAUCGGUGAGGGACAACAGUUUGGAUCAAGAGGACGAGGAAGUACUUUAAAACGCAGACUUAAUUUAACGCGAAUUGCCUUUUGCAACCAAUUUUACGUAAAACAAGAUUUUAAUAGAAAAAAAAAUAUUUUAUUCUUCGGGAAUUGAUUUGAUUGUAGAAAUUGGGCGUUAUAUAUCGUAAAGGUAGAUAAUUUGCUUAGAAAUAAAGGUGUUUCACAAUUCCAUAUUAGAACCUUUUUGUCUAAAUGGUUCCUUAAAGAACCUUUAACAUCUAAAGAACCUUUCAAAAGGUUCUUUGUGGCGAAAGAAGGUUCUUCAGAUUAUAAAAAGAACCUUUGACUGAAUGGUUCUUUGUGGAACCAAAAAUGGUUCUUCUAUGGCGUCGCUGUGUAAAACCUUUUGAAGCACCUUUAUUUUUAAGAGUGUAAAUAGCUAUUUGGCUAUUUGUUAGCAUUAUCAAAUAACAAAAUAAAGGUGAAAAUGCAAACUUUUUUUUUUUUUCGCAAAUUGUCUUUUGCAACCAAUUUUACUUCUGUAAAGGAUUUUAAUAGAAAAACAAAAAAAGAAUUUAUUCUUUGAGAACUGAUUUGAUUGUGUAAAUUGGGCGUUAUAUAUUGUAAUGGAAUGUAAUUUUCUAAAAUAGUGCCUAAAUAGCUAUUUGGUUAUUUGUGAGCGUUGUCCAAAAACAAAAUAAAGGUGAAAACGGCUUUAAAGUAAAUCCACCUCAGAAGUAGCAUAAGUUUUAAUUAAAAAGUAAUAAGGCAAACAAUUUUGGGGGGGAAUAACAUGCAUUGAUUCACAAGAAGACCUAAAACAUGUCUUAAAGGGAUUGUUCACCCAAAAAUGAAAAUUCUGUCAUUAAUUACUCACCCCAAUGUUCCAAACCCGUUAAACCGUGACUCAUCUUCAGAACACAAAUUAAGAUAUUUUUCAUGAAAUCCGCGAGCUCUCUGACCCUCCAAUAGACAGCAAGGGUACUACCACGUUCAAGGCACAGAAAAGUACCAAGAUGAUCAACAAAGUAGUCCAUGUGACAUCAGUGGUUCAACUGUAAUGUUACAAAGCAACAAAAAUACUUUGUACGGGGCCCAGGUGUUAAGACUGUACUCACCUUCAGGCCAUCCAAGAUGUAGAUGAGUUUAUUUCUUCAUCAGAUUUGGAGAAAUGUAGCAUUACAUCACUUGCUCAUCAGUGGAUCCUUUGCAGUGGAUGGGUGCUGUGAGAACGAGUGUCCAAACGGCUGAUAAAACAAUCACAUUACUCCACAAGUAAUCCACACCUCUUCAGUCCGUCAGUUAAUGUCUUGAGAAACAAAAAGCUGCAUGUUUGUAAAAAAACAUUAAAAAAAAAAAUACAAGUAAAUCAUUGAUCUAUAACAUAGAUUUUUCGAGCGAAACUAUUCGCUUAAGAAAGUAAACGGAGUCCAUUUUGAUUUUCACGUUGACUUGUCAAAGUUUCGCAAAUAGUCAAACAAAGAUGCCAUACGUGCCGUAAAAGUAAUGAAAUAAAAGUUCAGUUGGUUUCACUCAUUCUAAGCCUUGCGAGAAAGAUUUGUGUUGACAUUUGUGCUCUUUUUUGCUAUAAUCUAGUGCCAUCGCACUGCCGUGUAAGACUGUUUACAUUGUUAAGUUUUGUAAAUUAUUUAUGUGUAAAUAUAUCCUCCAUCAAGUGUCAAGCCGUGGGUUUAUUUUUGCGAUCAAAUGAUGUUGUUCGGUGAAAUCAAACAGCGGGACUCAUUCAUGAAACACAAGCGAAAAGAUUUUCUGCGGAAAUAGUUUGUAAAACAUGUUCUCGUGUAAAUUGUCUUCAUUCUGUUACAGUUUAUGCAAGCGUGGUUCUACAGAGCAUUAAAACAAAUUCGUUCUGCUUGUGUUUUUUGUCUGUAAAAUUGUUUGCAAAACUGUGUGUAAAAUGUCAUGCAGUAGAUUUUCACGAACAGAUUCACAUAAUAUUCAUUCUGCUCGAGUUUCACGAAUGCAACCCAAUAGAUGCUUUGCGGUUUAGAUAUUUGAUUACGACUUCAGCAAGAAAAAAAUCAGUUGGGCAUUGCUUGGCAUAAAUGUUUUGAUUGUACAUAUUUUACAUCUAGCUAUUUUUUUUUACUGUAAUUUAUGAGUAAAUAUUUUUCUUAAAUUGUUUUAAAUGUAUUGUGCAUUGAUGUUGC